AUGAGGCCACUUAAACAAUCUAAAUUAAAAGCUAAGGAAAAUCUAAGUCUAAAAUUAACAGAAAAAUCUCGUAAACAAAUGCGUAAAGAACUUAGAAAGCAAAAAAAAGUUAAUCGAUUAAUUUAUUCAAAAAACAAACAUAAGUUAAGUACAUGUGUGAAUGUUGAAUUCGACAAAAUUGUCGAAACCAAAGAUAACGAAACAAAUUAUUGCAAUGAAGUAACUAACAAAACUGUGAAUGUACAUAAAAAAUUAAAAAGAUAUACAAGAGAUAUUAAAAAACAAGAGUUUGAAGAACCUGAAUUUAAAAAAAGAAAUAAAAAAUGUGAGUUACUUAAAGAAGCUAAUUUAAAAGAAGACAAAGUAAUUAAGAAACUGGAAAAGCAAUUGAAAUUAAAUAAAAGAAAAAAAAAAACGAUUCCUAAGUCUUUCGUAACAGAUGGUUUAGAUUAUCUUUUAGAUUUUUGCUUAGAAAAAAAUAGAAAAUGUAUAUUGGAGACAGAAAAAGAAAUUUUAGAAAAUGAAUUUAAUAAUGAAUUCGAUAUAAAUUUUUCAGAAAUAAUAGAUGAAAAUAUAUAUACAAAUAAUAAAUUAUUUUGUAAUUACAAAAAUAAGAGUGAAAGCAAAAGCAAAAAUGAGAGUGUCAAUGAUUCUAGUAAAAAUGUACCUAUGAUAGCAUCCAAAUCAAAAAAGAUAAAGUUAACACGAAUUAUAAAAGCUGAUAAUAUCAAUAUUAAUGACAAAGAUGUAUGGGAAGAUAUUUAUGGUAGAAAAAGAGAUAAAGAGGGUAACAUCAUAUAUAAUACUAAUAGAUAUAUUCCACCAGCUGUGCAAAAAGUUAUUAUGCAUGAUAUAAAUCUAUAUGAUGAAAAAUUGAUUUCUCUGAAAAAGCAGUUAAAAGGUUGUUUAAAUAGAAUAACAGAACAUAAUGUUUAUAACAUAUCAAACCAGGUAGAAACAAUGUAUAUGACAAACAGUCGUAAUAAUAUGAACAACAUAUUAUCAGAAUUAGUGCUUGAAAGUUUGGUGUCAGAUGUAAUUACACCAGAUCGUCUUAUUUCUGAAUAUAUGAUGUUAAUUGCGAUUUUACAUGCUAAUAUUGGUAUCGAAGUAGGCGCUAAUUUUGUAGAGAAACUUGUUAAAAGAUUUUUUGAUGCAAUGGAAAAGCUACAAGAUAUAACAAAAAAAGAAUUAGAUAAUAUAGUUCUUAUAAUUUCACACUUAUAUAAUUUUAAAAUAUUUGGAAAUAAGCUUCUUUAUCAGAUACUUAAUAAAUUGAUGAUCAAAUUUACGGAAAAAGAAAUUGAAUUAAUAUUACUUAUCUUAAAAACAGUAGGAUUUUCAUUGAGAAAGGAUGAUCCCAAUGCUUUAAAAGAAUUUAUAAAAAGUGUACAGUUAAAAGCUAGUAAUGAGAAUGGAAAAAAUUCAAGAAUUAAAUUUAUGUUGGAAAUUUUGCUAGCACUAAAAAAUAAUAACUUCAAUAAAAUACCUCAAUAUGAUCCUUCCCAUGUAGAACAUUUAAAGAAAAUUAUAAGAAAUGUCAUACGAAAAGGUAAUACAAUAACCCAGUUUAAUGUGUCUUUGGAGGAUUUAUUAUAUGCUCAUGAAAAUGGAAAAUGGUGGAUCAUAGGAUCAGCUUGGUCUGACUUAAAUAAUAUGAAUAGUAAAGUAAAUACAAAGGAAAAUAAUAAGUUUAAUUUUGGUGAAAAAAUUUUGAGAUUAGCACAAAAGCAAAGAAUGAAUACUGAUAUAAGAAAAAAUAUUUUUUGUAUCCUUGUAACAGCUGAAGAUUAUUUAGAUGCAUUUGAAAAACUUCAUCAUCUUGGUUUGAAGGAUCAGCAGGAAGGAGAAAUCAUACAUGUUUUAAUACAUUGCUGCUUGCAGGAAAAUAAGUUUAAUCCUUAUUAUGCAGUAUUAGCACAAAAACUGUGCGAAUAUAAUAGAAAAUAUCAGUUAACAAUACAGUAUAACUUUUGGGACAAAUUGAAGACACUGGAUAUAUAUGACAACAAACAAUUAAUUAAUUUAGCCCAACUUUUAAGUCAUUUAUUUAUUGAAAAGUGCCUUUCCUUGUCAAUACUUAAAAUCAUUCAGUUUACUGAACUAGACAGGCAAACCAUGAAAUUUCUUAGACAAAUAAUAUUGGGAAUUCUUUUACAUGAAAACGAACGAUCUUGUAUGCAAGUAUUUGAAAGAUUCUGUAUUUCUUCACAAUUACAAAGUUUUAGGGAAAGCCUUCGUUUAUUCAUAAAUUGUUUUAUAAUGAAAAAUAUAUAUUCAUAUUAUAUCUUGGAUGAACAAAAGAUAAUGCUGAAAGAAAGAAUUGAAUUGGUUAAUAAAAUAUUAAUUUUAAAUGAAUUUAAAAUUAAAUUUUAA
This is a messenger RNA of Eufriesea mexicana, 2376 nucleotides long. RefSeq names its product nucleolar MIF4G domain-containing protein 1. The record is from RefSeq and is a predicted model, not a curated record. Gene Ontology annotation, cellular component: nucleolus. NCBI's taxonomy places the organism in Eukaryota, Metazoa, Arthropoda, Insecta, Hymenoptera, Apidae. The coding region runs from base 1 to 2376 and encodes 791 amino acids. The transcript is spliced from 9 exons. Gene Ontology annotation, molecular function: RNA binding; protein binding. Gene Ontology annotation, biological process: ribosomal small subunit biogenesis.